Molecule: messenger RNA, 552 nt
Organism: Diospyros lotus (date-plum)
Lineage: Eukaryota; Viridiplantae; Streptophyta; Magnoliopsida; Ericales; Ebenaceae
Exons: 3
Coding region: 85-339 (84 amino acids)
Source: RefSeq, a predicted model, not a curated record
CCACCGAGUAAGCAUAAAAGCUGCCUCCUCCCCCUCCCAAGUUGUACCAUAGCUGUGACAUUUCUAAUAACAACAACAGUGGCAAUGAGGUCUGCUAUGGCUCCAAAGAUCCAAGCCCCUCUUCUGGUUUGCCUGUUACUACUCAUUUCCUUGUUAUCCUCAGGCAUAGCUGAAGGCUUGAACCACAAGGUGAACCCUUACUCACUUCACAAGGAUCAUAUCCAAAUGAAUGCAAGGAAGCUUUUGGUGCAUGAUGUGCUGGAUUAUGAUUAUACAGGACCUAAUCCUAAGCAUGAUCCCAAGAAAGGAAGGUCUGGUGGUGGUGGCAGGAACCCCUGAUUCUACUGAGAUACUGCCUUUGAGCCUCAGCUAAAUAAUACCAUCCUAUAGAAGAUUUUGAUCAUGUAUGAAAAGACUCAAUUAUCUAUAUAUAUUGUAUGCACCCUGCUCACAGGAAGGGCCAUAUGGGCUAAAAUAUUCUUUGUUGUACUUUCCUGGCCUUUUUCUGAGUAUAAUAAAACCAAAGUCUAUCGUAUCUCUCUUAAAAGAACA